AUGGAGAUAAGAGACCAAUUCCAGAACGUGCAUCUGAUUGCGUUCGGAGGCAUCUCCUUCAUCUACCAGGUCGGCCCUGGUAUUGCGGUCAAAGUCCCACACACCGACGAUUUCGCGAGACAGCAAUUUUGUAACGAACUUGAGAUCUAUAAAACUUUCUCCCGACAAGCAUCCUGCGCAUUUAUUGUGCAGUGUUUCUACUACACGGACGACGGGAUCUUCCUUGAGCAUAUGAGAGAUGGAUCUCUUGCCGACCGAAUUCAAGCCAAUCACACCUUCGAUCGCAAAAUCUGGGUGGUUACCCAUGUGGAUAGAUUGGAACCGCUGCAUCUACAACUCGCAUGGAUGAAUGAUGUUACCCAAGCCAUCGCUUUCCUUGAAUCCCUUAAUCUCGCUCAUGGUGAUCUCCGACCAGAGAAUAUUCUCCUUGACAGCAACAGAAUCAAGGUGACAGAUUUUGACAAUGCAGCGUCAUUUGGAACACCGUUCACGGUUUGCCAAGAGCCGUGGGGAAGGGAGCUGAGGGAGAGUGAGCCGGAAUAUGAUGUGCCUGGCUGUGCAGCCGGGCUCCUGGGACCUCGAACCGAGCAAUUCGCCCUUGGCUCUAUAUACUAUUACAUCAACUACGGCAUGGAAGUAUACGGGGAUAAAAGGCUCACGGACGCUCCGCAUGACCGUGGUCCAGCGCUCAGGGAUUUACUACAGGCCAUGCAGUUCCCAGUCUUGGAUUGUGAUCCAAUGGUCGACGAACUGAUUCGAAAGUGCUGGCACAACCAAUUUCCCACCAUUGCAAGCUUAGCCGUGGCUACAAAGGCAUUGCUCAACAAGAGAUGUAGCGGUGAAGAAAGCAAAGCCGUCAAAGAGGAAGUCAACGUCACGCUAGCGACAGAUAGAUGUGAGUCAAAUGCCGGCAAUCUAACGGGAAACGGCGCGUCUAAGGAAGCACUUUCUCGAGAAUUAGAGGAACAUGGACUGUUUGGCUUCCUUCGCUCGAAAAAUCCGUGCUGA
This is a messenger RNA of Penicillium coprophilum, 1008 nucleotides long. RefSeq lists its product as uncharacterized. NCBI's taxonomy places the organism in Eukaryota, Fungi, Ascomycota, Eurotiomycetes, Eurotiales, Aspergillaceae. The record is from RefSeq and is a predicted model, not a curated record. Gene Ontology annotation, biological process: protein phosphorylation. The transcript is spliced from 2 exons. Bases 1 to 1008 code for a protein of 335 amino acids. Gene Ontology annotation, molecular function: protein kinase activity; ATP binding.